Molecule: messenger RNA, 1215 nt
Organism: Humulus lupulus (European hop)
Lineage: Eukaryota; Viridiplantae; Streptophyta; Magnoliopsida; Rosales; Cannabaceae
Exons: 3
Coding region: 1-1215 (404 amino acids)
Molecular function (GO): zinc ion binding
Source: RefSeq, a predicted model, not a curated record
AUGGAAGAGCACAGGCAAGCAAAUUGCAAUGUCAUUGGAGAACUAAUAAAAACAAAAUACAUGUCAAUAAAGAGAGUACACACACCAAAUGACAUAAUCAGCGACAUGCUAGAUGAUUAUGGUGUUUCAAUGGGUUACCAAAAACCCUGGAGAGCAAGAGAAAAAUCUUUAGAAUUGGCAAGGGGAAACCAAGAUGAUUCAUAUCAAAAACUUCCCAUCUACCUUCACAUGCUAAAAGUCUCGAACCCAGGUAUAACAAUCAUUUCAGACAUGCACAAAAGCAUAGAAAAUGUAUACCCAAAAGCUUUCCAUGGAGCAUGCAUAUUCCACCUGCUAAACAACAUCAAAGUCAAUUUCGGUGUCCAUGGGGAGGACCUAAACAUAAACUUUGUCAAAGCAGCAAAAGCAUACAGGGUACAAUCAUUUGAGCACUACAUGCAUGAAAUGGACAAGAUUGACACUCGCAUAAGACCGUAUUUACAAAAAAUUGGAUAUUGCACUUGGUCUAGAUGGCAUGCUCUAACAAGAAGAUAUACAAUGAUGACAUCAAAUAUAGCCGAAUCGAUAAAUGCUGCAUUGAAAGCUACAAGAACGCUGCCAAUCACUACAAUGAUGGAAGGCCUUCGAAGUUUAGUUCAAAAAUGGGUAUGGAAAAAUGGUAACAAAGAAAAUGGAACAUUCACACAAGUAACAACAGAUAUUGAAACUGUGCUUAGAGAAAACUUUAUUCGAGCCAUUAAAUUUCAGGACUUCCCAGUAAACACUAUAUUGUACCAAGUUGUGGUUGAAGACAAAGGAAAUUUUCUGGUCAACCUAAUGGAGAAAACAUGUGAAUGCAAAAGGUUCCAACAAGAUGAAAUACCGUGUGCACAUGCAAUAGCAGUAUUCGCCAAAACACGACUGAAAACAUAUGAUUAUGUUGUUGAUUACUACAAAACUACAACUAUGAAAGCAACAUAUGAGUCAACUGUUCAUCCAUUGCCAAAUGAAAGCGAAUGGACAUUGCCAGAGACUUUAAACAAAAUUGUCCUAAAACCAAAUUCAAGAAAACCACCAGGUCGCCCUAGAAGGAAAGGAAUCAGAUCUAGAGGAGAACCAAAAGUGCAGAUAAAAUGUGGAAAAUGCGCACAACCAGGACAUAAUAGAAAAACAUGCAGGAAUGAACCAAUCUCAAAGCAGCGAAACCCAACAAAGUCAAAGAAAUUAGACAAAUAA